UCCAGGCUGGUUGCUAGGACACUCUUGUUUGCUCCUUGACAACCCUGGCGGGGGUGCGUUGGCUGCAGCCCGGCUCUGGCCCCCGCGGGAGCAGCACCCAUUGGGGAAAGGCAUCUCUGCUCCCACCAAGUUGGCAGGGCUGCUUCCUGAGACUUCAGGGCGCCCAAACCACCAGCGCCAGCAUCUCCUGAAGGCCCACUCCCUCCUGCAAAGGCCACAGUGGAAGGAACAUGGGAGAGACCGAGGGAAAGAAAGAUGAGGCUGAUUACAAGCGCCUGCAGACCUUCCCUCUGGUCAGGCACUCGGACAUGCCAGAGGAGAUGCGAGUGGAAACCAUGGAGCUAUGUGUCACAGCCUGUGAAAAAUUCUCCAACAACAACGAGAGUGCUGCCAAGAUGAUCAAAGAGACCAUGGACAAGAAGUUUGGCUCCUCCUGGCAUGUGGUGAUCGGCGAAGGUUUCGGGUUCGAGAUCACCCACGAGGUGAAGAACCUCCUCUACCUGUACUUUGGGGGCACUCUGGCCGUAUGUGUGUGGAAGUGUUCCUGACACCGUCCCCCACAGGGCCUUCGCCUGCCUCUCUUCUGAGAUGGAGCACAGCCCCAGCAAGUCCUGGCUCUUUCCAGGAGCGCAUGGGCUCUUUUCUUUUGUCCUGUGUAGUACCAGUUUCCUGAGCCACGCCGUGUGUGUGUUUGUCCACAUCUCUCCUCCUCGGCCCAGUCAGGCUGUGGACAGGCCGAGGCAUGCGUCUGUAGGGGCAGGGUGGGGAGAUAGGUCAGGGUGAAGGAUUUCUCUCACUAGGACAUGGUGGUCCCACCUUUCUCUGGGCCAGGAGCCCCCUGCCCUUCAGUCCCCAGCCCUGCUGGGAAGUGUCCGCUGUCCUUGUCUUUAGUGGCCACAUGGAAGUGGCCCCCUGAAGGAGUCUCUCCUUCCAAGAAACUUGCAGCUUCUCUCCUUGUCCCCUGGGGAAGUGGCACCCCCCCCCCCCAGGCCUGGCCCCAGUGUGACCCCAGGCUGAACAACCACGGCUUCUCAUCAAACCACUGGCUCGCCGGCCCUGGCUUGGGCAUGAGGACCAGGCAGCCUUCCUGUCCUCCCCGCCCGGCCCAGCCGUGCAGUGAGAGCCGAGCUGGGGUGCCAGGCUGGGGUGCCAGCCUCUCUGCCCUCCAGGAGAGGGCCCUGAGGCGUCACUGAGCCCCGGUGAGACGCAGCCCCUUCGGCAGGAGCCGGGCCUGCAGGGGCCUAUCAGGGACCGCAUGCUGAUUUGUACUUCUAUCUCUGCUGGCUUUUCUAUAUUCUUUUUGAGUAUAGGGAGAAGGGUUUUAGUAGAAGGGUGAAUCCUAUUUUACACAGUGGUCUUAUUUAUAUACAUGUCUUGGUUUUUACAAUUAAAAUAACCAAACUGA
Molecule: messenger RNA, 1405 nt
Organism: Dipodomys spectabilis (banner-tailed kangaroo rat)
Lineage: Eukaryota; Metazoa; Chordata; Mammalia; Rodentia; Heteromyidae
Gene: Dnal4
Product: dynein axonemal light chain 4
Exons: 4
Coding region: 231-548 (105 amino acids)
Biological process (GO): microtubule-based process
Cellular component (GO): dynein complex
Molecular function (GO): dynein intermediate chain binding; dynein light intermediate chain binding
Source: RefSeq, a predicted model, not a curated record